CACACCACACCGCACACCCUCUCUCUCUCCCCGCCCGCCUUCCUCCCCCCAAAUCCCCGUCCGUCGUCGUCGAUUCGAUGUAACGCUUCCCAAUUACAUCUCCGUAUGACGCGCCGUCUCUCCGUGCGUUAGGGUGUCCUCCUUCCCCAAUUCUCCAAUUCUUCCCAAUACCCCGAAUUCAGUUCGAUUUCGUCAUAUUCCAGUGGAUCUACCGCUCUCUGAAUUCCAACGUGAUUGCAGCUUUUCCUGUUUUUGAUUUGAUCGUUUCUUUCAAUUGGAGCCGGGAUUGGCGAGACUUCGGGAUCUUUGAAUAAUGCCGGGCAACUCGGACACCGAUUCCUCCCCCAAGCCCUCGAGCAGUGCUGAUUCGAGCUUCAGAGGCGAUGAGCAGAAGCCGAUUAGCGGCGCGGAGGGCUCGCAACCCUACGAUCCUGGGUCGCCCAGCAACGCCCAACAGUCAUCGGACGAGAGCGGUAGCAGCGAUGGCGUGCUCGUGGAGCUCCCUGAGAAUCCGGAUCAGGACUCCAGGAGGCCUCGACGGGAUCCCGACAGUGGCAUCCUGGUUAAUAUCGAUGGGUCGAUGCAGGAGCCCACGGAUGAAUCUGGGAGGGAGGAGACUUUCGAAGACGCUUCGGAUCAGCUGGGCAUGGCUUCCGCACGGAGUUCCGGGCUGGAGGAGUCGAUAGCGGUGAUCGAGAUUGGGGAGAGUUCGGCUGACAGAUUGGUCGCCGAUGAUCUUGCCAGGGUUCAGGCUCGACUCGAGGACACCAUGGUUGAAUGCCGGAAGUAUAAGGAAGAAAGAGAGAUUUUUGGGAAGGAAGUUGUCAGCCUUCGGCAAAGCCUUCAAGACAUCUUGGCUCGCAAUUCUUUACUUGUUGCAAACAAGGAUGAGUCAGAUAGUCAGUCUCAUCUUGAAACCAGUGGAAGCGGGGAUAGGAUAUUGUCCUCCCCCGCACCAUUGCACUCAAUGUUGGAUGAUUGUUUCAAAUUUUUAGUUGAUCUAAAAGGCAUUCUGGAUAAGAGGAUAAAUUCUGAAAGAAUAAUGCCGGAACUUUAUGCUGCUUUAAAUGCCAAAGACCAAGAAAUUGAGGAUCUCAAUGUUAAAGCCUUGAAAUCUUCUGUGUCUCAUGAUGUUGUUGUCUCUUACCUUGGUUCGCUUAGGGAGAUCUGGUCAGAGACUAAGAAAGAGUCUACUGAUGUUGUUACCAAAAGAAUACUUGAAUCCCUUGCAUCUGUGGUUGGGCAAGAACAUGUAUCUGCUGAGGAUUCUCCUGCCAAUAAUAUUUUUCUUGCUGAGAAGAAGACGUUGUUGUUAAUAGAAAAGCAUCGUCAGUUCUUAUCUGAGAUUCAGCAACUUCAACAAUGCUUAUUAGAGGUUGGGCCUGCAUUUGCAGCCACAGGGAACAAUGAGUUGGACAAUGUUUUCAGUUUCGCUCAUGAGGAGUUAUUUGAAAUGAAGAGAAAAGAGGCUUAUUUUCAAGAGAAAAUGGUUACACUUGAGGAAGAGAAUGGGAAACUUGUUGAACAGAUAGAGAGCAUGAGAGAGAAUUUAGAAUCUGCUAAUUUGGAAACAAACAAAACUAAGGCAGCACUUGAGCAGGCAGAGAACAAGCUGGUGGUAGCAAAAGAAAAGCUAAGUAUUGCGGUGACGAAGGGCAAAUCAUUGGUUCAACACCGUGACUCAUUGAAGCAGUCCUUGGCUGAAAAGACAAGUGAGUUAGAGAAAUGCAUGGAGGAGUUGCAACAGAAAUCAGAGACUUUACAAGCUACAGAAGCCAGCCUUGAGGAGUUAAAGCAUUUAUUAUCGGAGAAGAUGAGUGAACUUGAGAAGUGCUUCGAAGAAUUGCAACAGAAAACUGAUGACUUGGAGACUGUUAAAGCUAGUGUUGAGGAUAUGAAUGCAACAUGUAAUUUGGUUACUUCUCUCCAGGACUCACUUUCACAAAGGGAUAAUUAUCUUACGGAAAUAGAAGAAAUUAUGUCACAGACAGAUACACCACAGGAAGUGCUUUCAAUGGAGAUCACUGACAAAGUAAGGUGGUUUGUGAACCAAAAAAAUGUUGCAGAUAUCAUUAUCAUGGAGAAUAAAAAAAUCAGAGAUGCCAUAUCUUCUGUUGAAUUACCAGAAGAUGUUUCACCUAGAGAAUUAGAUUCUCAAAUUAAUUGGCUUGUGAAUGCAAUUACCCAUGCUAAGGACGAUAUAAUUAAGCUGCAGGAUGAAAUUAGUGGUGCCCGGCAUGCUGCAGCAUCACAUGAAUCAGAAAUGUUUGAGAUGCACAAGGAAAUUGAUCACCUGGAAUCAUCUCUUCUGGAAGAAAAGUUAGAAAAAGAGACUCUUCAUAAUGAACAUGAAGUCUUAAAACGAAAAUAUGAAGAGAAUGUUCAAAACUUGUCUAUGCUUUCUUCUGAUAAAGCUGGGUUGAUGAAAGCACUACUGGAAUUAUCUGAAACCACAUUGGAUGACCAACUUCCUGUUGAUACAAGUACAAUAAUAGAUAAAUGCAUGAUUAAGAUCAAUGAAAGGAUGAAUUCAUCUCUCACUGAGAUUAAACAUUUUGAAAGGAUGCAGAAGGCAAUAUAUGUAACAGAUCAGGAACUGAAAUUGUAUGAGAAGAUUCUUGAAGAUGAAAUGAUUGAUAGAUCUGCCAUGAUAGGGUUGUCAGAGGAGCUGGAGAAGUUGUCGAAUGAAUUGAUUGUUUUGAAAAAUGAGAAGGCCUCUGUACAGAAAGAGCUUGAGCGAGCUGAGGAAAAGUCUUCUCUGCUUAGGGAGAAGCUAUCCAUGGCUGUGAAGAAAGGGAAGGGUUUGGUGCAAGAACGUGAAGGCUUCAAACUCUCCCUGGAGGAAAAAACAUCUGAAAUUGAGAAGCUAAAGCAUGAACUGCAGCUAAAAGAUUCCACCAUUAAUAAUUACCAAGAGCAAAUCAGGUGUUCAUCAGCACACACCGAGAAGCUAGAGGAAGAUAUUGUUACCUUGAAGAAUGAAAGGGAUCAAAGCCUACAUAACUUGCAUGAGAGCAGAACCAUAUUAAACGAUUUAGUUACCUCUAUAGAAACAAUUGCUCUUCCUCCUGUUUAUGUUACUGAAGAGCCAUUGGAAAAGGUUAACUGGAUUGCUGAGCACAUCCAUGAAUCAGAACUUGAAAAGAAAAAUGCACUACAAGAACUUGAUAAACUAAAAGAGGAAGCUAAUUUGCAGGCUGGUAGGUUAGCUGAUGCCUUUGCAACUAUAAAGUCAUUAGAGGAUGACUUGUCCAAGGCAGAAAAACAUGUUUCUUUUAUUGCUGAAGAAAAGAGUGUCAUCCAACUUGACAAAGUUUCUGUUGAGCAAGAGUUGGAGAAGCUCAGAGAGGAUAGUUUUUCAAAGGGUAGUAAGUUGUCAGAGGCUUAUGCUACCAUAAAAUCACUUGAAGAUGCAUUAGCAGUGGCAGAAAGGGAUAUUGCUCAACUGAACUCUGACAGGAACCAGUUGGAAGCCAAUAGCAAACAGGAGAUAGUUGAAUUGAAUGCUAAGUUGGUUGAAUGCAAGGAAGAGUUGACAAGAACUCACAGCACUAUGGAGAACUAUUCAGCUGAGUUGAAUAGUCAACUUGGACACUUGCAUAUGUUUAUAAAGGAUGACAGUAUUUUUUCAAUGAUAGCUGAACAGUUCAACAAAAAGAUUGAAGGGUUAAGAAAAAUGGAUGAUAUUAUUCAGAAUAUUCAUGAUCACUUUGCUUCGAAGGGGAUACAUGUUCAUCCUAGCUUGGAGCAUGACCCUGCAUUUAGAAAGAUUUCUUCUUCACCAAGAUUUGAGGACUUCAAGAGCAACAGAGCUAUGCAAUUCAAGGAAAGUGUGGCUGAAAAUGUAGAUGCUUUAUACUGGACUACGAUUAUUGGAGGGCUGCACGCUCGAGCUGAGUUUCUUGGCAGCAGUUUUGAAGAUUUCUGCAAAGGUCUGGAUGAGCAUAUUGCAGGUGUAUUGGAAGCUUUGGAAGCUACUAGAAACAAAUUUGUCUAUAUUCUUGAAUAUAGCGAGUCCUUGAUGUUUGAUGUACACAAACUAGAAGCUCAUAAUGAGGCUCAACAAGCAAAACUGGUUACUUUACAAAAGGGGGUGAUGACACUUUUCUCUGCAUGUGUUGAUGCUACACGAGAACUUGUAGAAUUCAAUGAUUCAAGUGAUUCUGCCUCUACCUCAGAGAAGGAAGCUUUUACUGAUGGACUAGAGGACAUGGAUUCUGGUCAUUAUGCUAAGGCAGCUGAAGGUUUAUUACUUGCAGCCAAGAGAAUCAAGGAUCAGAUUGAAGAAUUAUCAGAUGCAAAGAAAGUCUGGUUAAAAUACGAAGAUGAUAUUAAAAACAAACUGAAAGAAGCUGAAUCAACUGCUAAAGCUGCUGUUCAAGAGCAGAUGCUCCAACAAGAAAGAGUUUCUACAUUGGAGAGGGAUCUUGAAGAAUUGAAUGAGUUAUGCAAUGAGAUGAAAAAUAAGAUAGAGACUUAUCAAGCCAAAGAGGACAGGUUGAGGGACAAAGAAGAAGAAAUUUUGUCAAUGCGGAAGGCCACAGACAGAGGAAUCAGUGGCCAAGAAUUGUCAGAAAGCCAAAUAAAUACCCUGAUGGAUAAAGUAAAUAAGUUAGAAAUUCCUUUUGAUGAGACAGAACUUGGGUCUUCUGAAGUUUGCUUCUCAAGUCCUGUAGAGAAACUCUUUUUUAUAGUUGAUAAAGUCAUUGAUAUGCAGCAGAAGAUGAAUAACUUGAAUGACGAAAAGGAUGAUAUGCAGUUGAUUCUUUCAUCCCAUGUGCGUGAAAUUGAGUAUCUGAGGGAGGCAGCUGAAACCAUGAACAUCAAUAGUCAGGAAUUGGAACUGAGGAAGAAUGAGUUAUUGGAAAUGACUGGUGGCUUGGAGAGAAUUAUAAGGAGUUUAGGGGGAUAUGAUGCACUCCAAGAUCAGAAACCUGUAAGUGUAAAACAGCUCCUGUCAAUGUUGGAGAGAUUGACAACAGCCUCAAACUUGGAAUUUGAGAAUUUAAAAUCUAGAGCACAAGAACUAGGAUCUGAAUUGCAAUCAAAAGAUACUCUUAUUGAUGACUUGUCAGAGAAGGUAAAGAUUCUUGAGAAUUCAAUUCAUGCUCAGAGUGGACAGCAGGAGAUAACAAAAGAAAGGACCUUUCUUGAAUCAACACCAGCAGCAGUUGGUUCAGAGAUAUCUGAAAUUGAAGAUGUGGGACCACUGGGAAAGAGCACAACAUCAACUGCUUCAACUGCUGCCCAAUUGAGAACAAUGCGGAAGGGGUCGAAUGACCAUCUUGUUUUAAACAUUGAUUCAGAAUCUGAUCGUUUGAUUGCUGCCCAGGAGGCAGAUGCUAAAGGUCAUGUGUUCAAAUCUUUGAAUACUUCUGGUCUAAUCCCAAAGCAAGGGAAGUUGAUUGCAGAUAGAAUUGAUGGUAUUUGGGUGUCGGGGGGUCAGAUGCUGAUGCGCCGGCCUGAAGCAAGGCUAGGGCUCAUGGCUUAUUUGUUCUUCAUGCACCUGUGGUUGCUAGGCACCAUAUUAUGACACUGCGGACAAUUAUAGAUUGCAAUCUGUAUCAUAGAAUGUAAAAUAUAUUCUCAUUAUUUUUUACAGAUGGUUUAUAUCCCAUUCAUUUACCCCCUCAAUCUACUCAAGACUUGUAUUUAAUUUCAUUUAUUAGCUAUCUUACAAAGAUGUAAGAUGAUAAGAUAUUCCAAACUUUUAUAAUCAGUGCAUCUUUCUUGAUUACAGACA
Messenger RNA from Musa acuminata AAA Group (dessert banana), 5743 nucleotides. Its product is annotated as trans-Golgi network-localized SYP41-interacting protein 1. The coding region runs from base 314 to 5533 and encodes 1739 amino acids. Lineage: Eukaryota; Viridiplantae; Streptophyta; Magnoliopsida; Zingiberales; Musaceae. The record is from RefSeq and is a predicted model, not a curated record. The transcript is spliced from 8 exons.